Linum trigynum is the source of this 16620-nucleotide messenger RNA. The record is from the annotation of a GenBank genome assembly. Lineage: Eukaryota; Viridiplantae; Streptophyta; Magnoliopsida; Malpighiales; Linaceae.
UCAAUAAAUCUCUCAGUUUGCAACACAUCUUGUGAUAACAGUGUUUGAUCAAUAUUACAUUGCGCUAAGGUGACAUGUCUUUCUACAUAAUGAAAAGUUAGAUUCAUAAGUCUUUUCUCGUGAUGAAUGGAUGAUUAUGAGAUUUCCAUUACCUCAUCAGUUUUUAAGUUAUGUUGUGAUACAUAAGUAAUGAGAUAUACUUACUUGUGGUGGCUCAUAUUGUCGUCCCCUAUUACCCAUACUUUGCUCACCUUUUGUUUGACAUCGAUACAUAUUUAGUGACAUGGGAAUCAGGGUUGAACUGUUGAGUUCUUAGAACAAGAAAUUUUGGUAGUCUAGGUCUAUAUGGUGGAUUUUUCCUAUUUUGUGCUAUUAUAUUUUACUUUUAUGUUUGUUUCCUUAUUGAUCAUCGGUGUAGGGAUGAAACCAUGAUUGUCUUACAUCAACUCUGCCUUACUUGGAUAUUUGUAUGGAGAAUAUAUUGGGUGUUUUGAGAUAUAGAAGAUAAGGGAAUCUCUUCCUUUUGAUGUUGGUAGAUAUUGCGGUACCAUUGAAUUUUCUAUAUUGAUGUUUAAUGUCACUGGUUGUUCUAAAGAGAGGCAUUGUUGUUUUUUCACAGGUUAAGUAAGUUCAUAUUCCUAGUUGCAAGUAGUCUAAAUUGAGGAGAGUUCUAGAUCCUUACCAUAACAUUGCUCAAAAUUUGAGAAGGUAAACUAUAAGAGAAACUAGUUUAUAUAACUACCAGACUGCAUCACAUCUCUUUAAUGAAUGCCUCCAUCUCCUAUUUGGCCCCUAUGUUUCAACAAGCUACUAGUGUCAUAUUAGCUUACUCUUUGUACCUUUUGUUUUUUUUUUUGUUCAAAGCACACAAUUGGUUUUACUUUGGGUUCUAACUUCAAUCUUCUUUCAUAUUAGCCAAUCUGUCUAGUUUGGAUUGUGGAUAAAACUCCAUAACUUAAGAAUCACAUUUCUACCUCAAAGUGUACUUUUUUCUCAAUUAUUUUUCUACCUUUUCAUAUGUCUGUAAUAGCAUGUUUGUGAUAUGCCACCUUAUGCCCUUUUGUUUAAUUACAAGAUAACAUCCCUAUCUAUAGUCCUAGAUGUGCCUUUAUUUCUUGUGAAGUAUCUCAUUCAUUUAUUGGUGUUUCUUAUUUUUUUCUCUAUUUUCUUUAGAUAUAGCUUUCUAGUAGUGUAUUUUAUUCCUUAAUACUUCUUCAUCAUCACCUUUAUAAAAAAAAUAUUGAGUAACAUGACUUUGUUUCGUUGAUUCAGAAAGGACUUCAAUAUAUUGAAUAACAUGACUUUGUUUCCAUUGAUUCAGCAAGGACUUGAAAGGAAGUACACAAGCAGGGGAUCAAAGAAGAGUGAUACAAGAAGUUGAAGAAAGGAAUACUAUUGUUGCAGCUAGUUAGGACUCAAGAGUUUAAGUUACUUGUCUAAGUUAUCUUAUAUUUUGAUAAAACACAAUUAUAUAAAUGUGCUUUUAAUACUGGAUGGGUAUUCACUCAAGUUUGGAUGAAGUUUUAUAGGUGUACUUUUAGUAAGAUAAAUUAGCAUUUGCCAAGGUUGAUUUUAGUAAUAAAAAUGUAUUGUUUUCUAUGAUUGAAAUCUCAAAAAGAGGUGAUCUACAUUGGUAUUGAACAUCAUAAAGGAUUCAUCAAUAAUGAGGAAUUAUGUUACUUACAUCAUCAUUAAUGACAUGAUUGUUUUUCUUACCAGCCUAGUAGGCAGGAUAACCUCUUUGGAGCUAUUCUAGAGUAAGUUCACUCUUUGCUGGACAAUCAUAAUGGUCUUACUGUACGAUUUGUAGGUCGGAAUAGCAAUAGGGUAGCUCACUUAAUAGCUGCAAAAACCUUUUUUUUAUCCGGCUACGUGUCGUUAUGUUGAUUUAAUCUCCUGGUUAUAUACCAGAGUGUAAUGUGUCAAACUCUUUUUCAAUCAAUACAAGAUUAUCUUUUGUAUAAAAAAUGACAAAAAUUCUUUUAUUUUCCUUCGGACUGAUUGAAACCUUUGUCAACGAUUUGUAACGAAUACCCUCUUUGAUACUUUCAACGACCGGAUAGAGUUUUUCUAUCAGUAUUGACUUUUAUUGGCAAAACCUAUAAUGAGGGGUCCUAUCCCUUCGUUAAUAAUCUUUGCCGACAAUUUUGGAGAAUUAACGACCUAUUUUGGCCCUUGUCAAAGCCUCUUUUUUUAGUGUAUUGAAUCGCUCCAUAUCCCCCCCCCCCCCCGGUGGGUUGCCUACAAUUCUGUCAUUCUGAAUUUUCUGAAUUCUCCGGAACUCAAUGUAUUUUAAUAAAUCAUAUCACAAAGCAUCCAAAUUACGUUAGACUCUACGAAUCGAAAAUUAAUUCAUAUGAAAAAGUAACAUAAACUCGCUUAGUCUUCAUAGUAGCACUAUUUUUUAUUAUCCUUAAGUUGGACACGAGACAUGGGGUUGUCUCCUACGAAGCACCUUUAUGCUAGGUGCAGCUUUGCCAAUUAAUUUUUUUGCCAACCUGGCUCGGAAAUCCAACCAUCUCCCUACUUGUCUUGUGCAGGGGCAAGUAACUCAUGAGGAUGAAUUUUGAUUUCGAUUCUAGUUGGAGACUCGUAGAACUUCUUGAAUUCUUAUGAACUUAUAGUUUCGAAUUUUUUUCAAUUCAUUCAAACUCCAUUUUCCGACGGUGAAGAGGGAAGUGAUUCACAUAACUUCGAAUCCAAACUGGGGUUCCAGCUAAAGAUUCGGGGGUCAUAGAAAAUCAUAUUCAAAUCCUUCUUUAGAAUUUAGGAAUUCUUGAAUAUUCCAAGUUGUUUUGAAAUACAACUCUGUUGGCUUGUUUUUCUCCCCCAACAUCUAUGCAUUGGGACUCUUUAUGAGAUUUUUCAUCCAUGAACAUCGAUUAAUGCAGUGGUUGUUGCAAGGAACGACUAACCCAGUAUGAGGGGUAUACUUCACUUUCAUCCAUAUCAUUCCUUGUUUUCCAAAUAUUUCAGCAUAGCAAGAUAACAUGGGUCAGGACUCCUGGGAGCCGACUAUAGCUUGUCUUUCUUGAAGGAGACAUGUGAAUGUAACGUAUUUGUGUUCGAGAUACAAUAGUAUUGUCAUAAAGAUAUAUUUCCUUUCCUUUUUUCUUUUUCUUUUUCAAUAUUCUACUAUUUAUUGAUUUAUCUUAACAUAAAAAAAAAAUUCUUCAAAGUGCUGGCUCACUCUCCAAUGAGAGAGACAUCUGUAUGUUUUCUCUCCCUCAUCUUUGCACAACUCUCCAUCUUGUAUAUGUACAUACGUAGUACACAAUGUCAGUGCAAAGAAUACAUAGAAAAUUAAAUCUGAGUGAAAUUUUGACAAACUAGAAAUAAAUAUAAAGUGAGAGGUACGUAUACUGUAGACUCUACUGCACCACCAGUCCAUCCAAUCCACCCACAAGCUGCCCAUCCAUUCCAGCCCCACGUUUGUGUCUACUGUCUAGUCAAUAACAACAAUACCGUACGCCAAAUCGCCAACCGCAAUCUCUGUGCUCACACUAGCUAGCUGCCUCCCAAGAUCUUUGUCCAAAGAAAAACCCUAGCCACAGAGGAGAAUUAUUGGCUACCCGAUUGACUAUGCACAAAACCCGAUCAAUUUCGUGACACAUGAAGGGCAAGAUGCUCAACUCGUUCUGAUCCAAGUAUCUUUUAAUCCGAUAGCUCAGACUUUAAAUCGCGUGAAGACCAAAUGGAUGCAUAGUCUGAUAUGAACUCGCUUGAUUGAAUCCCGCACGUCUUUUUGCAUAGUAUUGUUCCCUAUUGAUGAACAUUUAUUAGUAGCCGGAACUCAAAUCUUCCAAUGUUGCAACAUGACUCAAAUUGUGUAUAUUAGGAUUGAUCGUCAAAUCACGAUAACGUACAUUUGGCUGUCACCACCUGUGUACACAUGGUUCUCAAUGAUCUCGUAUAUUUGAAUGUACAACAAGUUGACAUCUACUAGUGCAUCACAUAGACGAGAUCGUUCAAUCUGAUGAUUCAUCCUCAUUCAUAUUUCUGACUUCGUCGCUACUACCAGAAAGACCAUUAGCAUUGACCCAAAAUUUUCACAAACACUCGAACCAUUAUCAAGAGGAGUAACUGUACCCACUACUCUUUUUGGCUCACGCCAUGCAAUUAUUAAUAGAAAGGGGGGGAAAUGAGAAAAUGAGGGUACGGUGGUAAGUAGUGGUGGUCAGCUCGUCCAUCAUCUUUGGAUCUUCCUGUCAGGCGCAGGGCUAGGGCAAAGCUAGAAAGGCAUAGCUACACAUCCAUAGCCUGUGCUCUCUCCAGUGUAUUAAUUUCACCAAUGCUGUAAGAGCCAGCUCGGCCUUCAAGUAAAAAGCUGCUGCUGAAGGAAGAUAGAAAGAGAUCAACUCCUCUGGUUUUGUCUUUUGGGAAACAAAACCCAUGUGAAAUUCGCAAUAAUUUCUCUGCCAUUACUGACCAUAUAUAUGAUUCCCCCGCUCGCACUGUUCCUCUAUCAAAAAAUUUAAUCCCACGGCUAGGGCUGAGUGUGGCCACGCCAGCAGACCAACUUCUUAAAAUCGCCUGCCCCAGUUUGUGUUGCGUCUCUUUCAGUCACUUGCUAUACGACUACACUAUUGCUAUAGCUGUUCAUACUGUGAUAUUGCUAGCUCUCUCCCUCUCUCUCUCUAGUAUUGUUUUGGUUUGGUGUUCUCUUGCUUUGCUUGUGAUGUUGAUCCGCGUCCAAACAGAAGUUCCAAUUCCCGCACUGUGGAUCGAAUGCACGCGUAUAACAUAUUGGACGUUAGAUCUGGACCUAGCUAGCUAGUUGGCCACUAGGAUUUUUUUGUUCAGCUGCUGCUUUUACACUCAGAAAGUCACUCGCUCGCAUGUAGUUUGAGUCGAACUGCUAAUGUAAUUUAGAGGUGGCAAAUGGAUCGAUGCAUGGAUUGGUGGAUUCAUGGAUCAAAUGGAUUGGAUUAAAUGGAUUAGUGGAUUCAUGGAUUGGAUCAAGUGGAUUGAUGGAUUAUCCAUGAAUCCAAAUGACAUCCUCAACCUUUGACCAAUAUGUAAAAUGUGAAAAUUUUAGGUACUAAAAUGUCGUAAUGAAAAUUUUUAGGUAUCAAAACGUAAUUUUUCAAUGAGAUUUUUUGUAUAAAUAAUUAAAUUUUAGGUACCAAAAUGUAAAAUAUAAAAAGUAUAGGUACCAAACCGUAAUUUGCCAUUUGGAUCCUUGGAUUGAUCCAUGAAUCAACCAAUCCAAUUGGAUUUGGAUUAAAUGGAUUGGAUUAGGUGGAUAUUUUUAAUGGAUUGAUAGAUUGGAAUGAGAAUUGUCACCUCUAAUGUAAUUGGUUUCCAGUCAUCACCAUUAUAAAUAAAUAAAAAUUUACUUGUCCAUCCAUUUAUUUGGUUUGAUUCUUAUAACAAUAUAAUUUUUUGAACACCGACAUUUGGGUUUUUUUACAUACCAAAAUAUAACAAAUACUAAAAUUAAUGUAUAAAUUGAUAAUGUCAAUAGAAAUGACGUUGCAAAUGUAAUCUCUCACACGAAGACCAGUCAAUUUUGUGUUGUCAUCAUUAAGCAGUAAGGAGUGCAACUAGGGAUGGCAAUUGUACUUACAAUCGUGAGUAUCUAACCCUUUCGACCCGGUCAACAAGAUGGAUAUGAGGUGGGUAUGGAUAAUACCCAUAAAAUAAGUGUCGAAGUAGUGAGAAUUGGUUGAGAAUGUGUUUAGAAGUCCCCUCAUUCCCAUACUCAUAAUAGCUCCCACAUGUAAUUCAUAUACUAUCUAACCCAUUACAAGUCAUCUGAUUUUUUAUUCGUCCAUCUUUCACUAAAAUUUUAAAACAAUGUAGUGUUAAAAACCUUCAUUUAAUAUAUACACUUUCCUUUUAGCCCUAAUUUCCCCUAAGGAUUUAAAUUUUUCUUAUGUUUCUCAUACUUUUGUGGUUCAUUUAUGAUAUAUGAUCUAUGUUCAACGUUCUAGCUCUAAAUUGUAUGUGUCUUCACUUGAUUACAUUAAUUUGAAAUUGAAUUUGGUUUGGAUUUGCGGGAAGUUAUUAUCCACAAUAUCCGAAAAAACGUAGAAAUGAGGAUGGAGAUUAGAAACUUCCGCCAUACAAGAAUAGGGAGCAUAUGGGUUUAUAAAUUAAAAAGGAGGAUGGGGAUGGGGAUGACGAUGGGUUUAGCAAAAUUCGCCCCAAGCCCGCCUCAUUAUCAUGUAACUCAUCUAUCCUGAAACUUUCCCAUUUAACUUGAUCAAUUACUUCUUCUUUUUUUUUUACAAAAGAUAAUCUUAUAUUGAUUGAAACGAAGACAGUUACACCUUGGAAUUCAGCCAGGUCUGAAAGUCAAAGAAGCGACACAUAGUCGGGUACAAAGAAAUGGCCUUUCUAGCCACCACAUGAGCUACCCUAUUAUAACACCGACCUACGAAUCGAACACUAAACCAAGAAUGGGCAGCAAAGUACUGAACAACUUCAUCAAGAACAACACCCAUCUGGCAAUCGCUGACAUCCUUCUGCUUGAUCUUAUCUAUAAUCACCUUGGCAUCACCCUCAAAUCUUACCGCCUCAAACCCAUGCUCGCGACACCACAACAUAGCUUCACAGAGGACCAGUAACUCCACCACAACAGGAUCAUCAAUUUCUGGAAACUGAACACCUUUAACCCAGAGGAUAUCCCGAGCCGGCGUCAAAAUCACCAUCCCCCAGCCGCAUGAGAGCCACUCCUCGUAGCCCCAUCCCACAUACAAACAACCGCACCAGGAUCGACUGGCUCCAGCUGUUGUAUCCUUGGACGAGAGACCGGAGGGCCCUGCCCCCUAGACACCCUUAUCCAUUCCUCAUACUGCUCGUUAUACUGACGCAUAAAAGCAGGGAUCCCAUAUUGCUUGCCUUCAAAGACAACCCAGUUCCGAGACCGCCAGAUACGCCAAAGGAUGGCGACAACUGCCAUAACCAAGUCUGGGUGAUGAAUUAAAGCCAGCAGCCUUUUUAGAAAUAGAGGAAAGGUAUGACGAGGCAGCUCCUCACCGAGGUAAUCCAACCCAGCAAACUCCCAGAGGGCGCGGGCCACCAGACAGUCGAGAAACAAGUGCUCCAUCGUCUCGGGUGCAUCCUAGCAGAUCGGGCAACGAGGGAGCACUGGGACUUUCUUCUCAAUAAGGGCUUUAGUAGUGGGAAGGAUACGAUUGAGAAUCUGCCAGACAAACACCUUAAGUUUAGGCGAAACAUUAGCACCCCACACCCGAAUCCAACUUGACUUAUCCAUCCAACUGGCCAACGCCUUCCAAUGCCCUCCACGCCUCUCUAGUGAGAGCGCAAGAUGAUAGGCUGAUUUAACCGAGAAAACCCCAUUCCUAGUAUUGGUUUCAAGGCAUUAGUUUGGAACCAAAAGCAUUUAGUACCAAAAGCAUUAGUUUGGUUUCAAGGCUCAUGGUCUUCAUAUUACCGCUCCUAAAAAAAUGAUUAAGUUAAAGAAAUAAAUAAGUAGGGAUGGCAAAAAUAUCCGUAAUCGUGGAUAUCCGCUCGAAUCCGACAUAAUCGGGUAGGGUAAAACCCGAACCCGAAGAACUUUUAGUGGGUACGGGUAAAACCCGAACCCGAAUAUUGCGGGUAAUGGGUGGGCAUGGGUUUCUCACUAUCCAACCCGAACCCGCCCGAUUAUACACAUUCAUAUAUAUUUUAUCUAAAAAUAAUCAUUAUUUUUCUCUAACAUAUUUAAUAUUUAGCAUAUAAAUAUAGUAUUUUCAUGAAAUUGUAUUGUUUUAAUUAAUUUUCUUCAUUCUAGUGAAUUAUUGUUGUAUUUUUCCUCUUACAUAAUGUGAGAAUAUGCGAGAAUGUUAACAUAUUGGUUGGAGUUAUGAAGAAAAAUUAUUAUCCAUGGAUAACCAUGGAUACCCGAAACCCGAACAGGUAUGGGCAUGGUUUUGAUUUUCUACCCGUUUCUUAUGUGGGUAUGAGUAUGGGUAAAACCCGAACUACUUUGGGUAGGGUAACAGAUAUGCACUAUCCGAACCCAACCCGACCCAUUGCCAUCCCUAUAAAUAAGUAAACUAUUUAAAUAAAUCAUCCACAAGCAACACAAAAUCAAGGGUGUUAGGAGAAUGAGAUUUGGGAGAAAGAUUUAUACAAAUCAUAGCAAUUGAGAAAAUACAUGUAUUUCGUUGAAUUUAACAAAUGAGAUUUAGGUUAAAACAUCGGGAUGUCAACGUUUCGGUAACGAUAGAGAUUGUAAAUCAAAAUUCGGUGAGAAUAAUAUUGCAUCAGGUGUAAUGCUCAAUUUUAAACAUUUCAGAUACUAUAAGAAAGUAGUUAAGUACCAUACAUGGGUCGGUCUCUCCCAACAAUUCGAGUUAUUGGGACUAGUUGGUUUACUACACAUUAUCAGAGCUGGUUUGUCAUUGAGAUCACGUGUUCAAGUUCUCACGACCCUCAAUAUUAAACCGUUGUCUUCAAGCAUAUGGUAUGACAGGUCUGUGCAAACUCCAAGCUCAUGUGUCGACUUUCGUUUGAUGGGGCGUGUAAUCUUCACAUUCUGCAAUCUUCACAUUCAUUAGAAGCUCGAGUUCUUAACUCCUAAGUCUUCAAAUUGCAAACAACCGUUAAGAGUAACAGCGUAUGAUUAUCAGUGGCGGAGCUGUGCACACUUGAGGGGGGUGCAUGCACCCCCCUUGGCUUUGGGACGGAAAAGAAAAUCCAAUAUAUGUAGUAGAAAGCAAGGAUCAAACCACUAAUCUAGUAGUUGACAAUAAGAAAUCUUUACCAUCUCGACUAAGAAUUUUUCAUUUAUAAUACAUACAUAUUUAAUUAUAUCAAUGUUAAUUAUAUGUCCUAAUAUCAAAACGCAAAACUCUAAUCGUCUAUCCCAGCAAUCCCUAGUUACAAUUUCGUUCUUCCUCCACCCAGCAGUAGCAGAGGCGCUGCGAGUUGCAAGCCGAGCUCGCCCAACCUCCAAGCUAUCCAUCCUCCAGCACCCAAGCUCUCCAUCUCCGGCUCCAAGCUCGCCGAACCUCCACCCACCACCCAUAUUUCCGACUCCUACCCAACAAAUCCAAACUAUUUCUAGGCUCCAGACUUUCGUUUUCCGUCCUUCACCUCCAAAAAUCCUUCUCUUUUCAAUCGUGAGCAAGGUAGGGGAGCAACAAGCCAGCAACACAAAAUUACUUUGUUUGACAUCAUCAAUCUUUAACAACAAGGUAAAAUCUAAGUUUUAAUUUCAAUUACUUGAAAAUUUUAUUAUUUGUGUUAAUUUAGGGUUAGGUUUGUGUGUUUGUUAUACUCAAUUUCAUCUCCAAAUUAAGUAAAUAGACUGAAUUAGUCAUAUAAUGAAGUUGAUUUUCAUAUGUUCGUUUAGAGUUGACUUUUCUAUUACAUAGUUGACUUUUUCAUUACAUGAAGAAGCACCCCUUGGCCAAUUUUCUGGCUCCGCCACUGAUGAUUAUAUAUCUAAAAUUAAUCGAUGAAGCAUACUGGAAAGCAGCAGCACUAGUAGCAAGUAGAGUAGUGUUGAAAAUGUUGGGGUAGGGUGUUUUGGUGGAUUCCAAGGCUUUCCUUGAAUGUUGGUCAAAAAAGGGCAACGACUGGUGUCUCCGGAAAAGGGCAUAAUAUUUGGGUGUCGGGGUUUGCUGCCAGGAGAGAUGAAGUGCGUGCCCAAAACCAAAUGGCUAAUGAGUCGAGUCAUAACUGCCCCAUAUUGCAUCACAGUAUAACACUGUUUCUUUCUGCCUCUGCUGCACCCUCGUUUCUUCAUUUCUGGGUCGCUUUCAAAACAAAUAAAUAAUAAUGUUAUAUAAUUCAACAAAAACACGCAAUAAAGAAAGAAAAAAGGGAAUUACAUUUACUCGGUGAAUACAGCAGCAGCAGGUGCCUCCCUCUCUUACGUCUUUUCACUGCUGCAGCCUGCAUGUCCACAUGCAUGUGUUCCUUCCUUUGGUUUGCCUCUUUCUACAGCCAGCUGCCGGUGGUCGUGGGUUCAUUAAUUAUGGUUCUUUAAAUGACAGACUAUUAGAACUGCAAUUGAGCAUAGUCGCGAACUGAGUUUUACGUUAGCUUGAAUUCGACUUGUUAAUAAACGAGUCGAGCACGAUAUCAUCCCGUGUUUGAACUAGACUUGUUUACUAAACUAGUGUCUAGUAUUUGAUGUUAUAAUUGAUGGGGAAAAAAAUAGUCAUGUUAUUUCAUAGAUACGAAACAAUCUAUGUUACACAUUUUCUUUUUAAAAUUAAUAAUACGUCAUUUCAUUGCUCACGUACUCACUGUGUUGAGCUUUAUAUAGAGUGAGAUAUAUAAUUUAACUAUCCUAUGAAUUAUCAAAAUCCGACUCAAAACAUAUAUACUGAUGGACCAUAAGUCGGUAAUCAAGUUGACUCUCUACCUACCUACCUACCUACAAUAUUGAGAAAUCGCGUGAGCUUUAAACGAGUCAGCUCACGAGUUGAGCUCAACAAGCUAACGAGUCAAGCUAGCUCGCGAGCUUCCCAAGAUAAACAAGGCUUAGCUCAAGGCUGGCUCAUUAAUAGACGAGUCAAGUUUCGAGCAAUUUUUUCUCGAAUCGAACAUCAAACCACUUGCGAGCAGGUUGGCUCAUUUGCAGCCCUACUUACCACUUGACUCCGACUGGGAUUUCGAAACACACACCUGAAAACGUCUCUCUCUCUCUCUGUAUCUAUACUAGAGUUAUGGUGAAUUGAAUUGAACAACGGCGAAAAGGAAAGACUCAUACGAGUUAUGACUGACUGCCCAUUGCCCAAAGGCUGCACGCCAUGCCAGCACUUUCUCUGUAGUUAACACUUCUGUCCCUUCCCCCCGCACCAAUGCCUAUGAUGACAGAAUUCCUAUCGCAGCAGCAGCAGCAGCAGCAGCAGCAGCUACAUCAGUCCAUUAACUACGCCUAACGGGAGCAAAUUACUUAUUAGCCAAGUCUAUGUGGCAUUUGAUAAUAACUGCGAGUGCCCAAAAUAGAAAACCAAGUAGCCAACCCUCAUGGGUCAUCAUCUCAACCAUCUCCCUUCUGCAUCACCUUACCAUGCCUCUGCUACGUUUCAGACUACUGUGAGGGCUCCUAAACCUUAGCUUGAUUAGUCACUAAUGGUAACUAGGGGUGGGUAAUGAGUGAAUUGGAUGGAUUUUCAUGUCAAACUAAUUCACUCGCUUAUGAACGAGUUCGUACAGUUAUGACCCGUUAUACAUCCACAUUGUCAUUUGUCGAGGAUGGGGUUUGUGGGUAACCAACAAGCACAAUUCUCCAACUACCAUUAAGAAAAUUGACAACAUUUUAUAAUAGACUCCUUGCAAAUUAUUAAAACAAUAGAAAGUUAUACAUAUUCUUUUUUUGGAAUCAUCAUGGGCACUAGUAUAAAAUCUUUCAAUAAUCCACCAACCAACUGUCUAGAGAAAGUUCAUGCUUUAUCCGACUUUGAUAUGGUUAUUAGCGUACAGUUUGCAUCUCAAUUCCAAUGGACAUUACACAACAUAAUAGUAACAAAUAGCUAUAGUCCAAAAAUAUCUUUUAAAAGUUUAUGGUUUGGUGUGUAGUAUGGUACUAUGGUUAGAAAAUAUGACGAUCAUUCAAUAAUAUAAAAAAGACAUGACUCUUUUUCGCGUGAAAAUGGAGUGUGAUCUGACCACAUACCCACCCGAAUAAAUGUGCGCGGGCAAGGAGUGGCGGAGCCAUUUUGUGGUAGGGUGGGUCCCCGGACCUACCUUGGCUCUAGAUUCUUUUUGUUUUUGGUUCAUAGCUUGGCUCUAGAUUAAGACACCAAAAAAUAAUUAUAAUUGCAUACAUUUCACAAUACUUAACUUCAGUACUUCAUGUUCACGGUUUUAGUUGUCUAUCAAAAAACACGUUAACCUUACAUAUUAUACAAUAGCUCUAGAAUUUACAUAAAAAAAUGUGUCUGUAAUUGUUGAUUAUGAUUUUUACUAAUUUCUAGUGUAGUAUUGAAUUCUCCACACUCAAACAAAAAUACGUCAACAAACUAUGAAAAAUUAUCUCGAGUCAUUUAAAUAUUAGUAAAAUCUGUAAUGUAUUGUCAUAACUGGGCAGCCCAUUAGUACGAUAUUGUCCUCUUUGGGCCAAGCCCGCACGGUUUUACUCUUGGGUGUUCUCCCCAAAAGGCCUCGUACUAAUUGGGCUAGGUGGACUCUAAUAUAUAAGGGUCCCUUCCCUUGUAUUACCGAUGUGGUACUUGGAUUGUCCCAUAACAAUCCUCCCCUCAAGACAAGGACCACGAACUUCGUGUCCUCUCCUCAGCAAUUAUCUUGAUCCGCCAGAUGCCUUGUAUCGAUGGGCUUCUCGGUAUAAGGACUUUACCAGACGCAGAACUCUCUUUGAUCUGCUUCCAAAAUGCGAAACUCUCCUGGAUCCACCAAACCAUAUGCGAAUCUCAAAUCCCGAGGUCACCAAACGAGGGUCCACCGAACUUACGUCCACCGCCCCAGAUCCGCCGAACCAGGCUCUGAUACCACUUGUCAGAACAGAAGCGUGCAAUCGAUAAUCCAAACCAGCACAAACGAACACAAAUUUAACGUGGUUCACUAACACAAUGUGUGCUAGCUAAUCCACGGGCAGGGGGGACAAAUUUCACUAAUUUGAGGAGAGUACAUGUUACAAACCAAAUUCCAAACAGACAAACCAAACAAACUAACCUGACUGACCUUUCUACAAACUAGGGUGAUGAAGAGUAUUUAUAGAACUCUUCUCCUAAUCCUAAACAGAAAACCAAACACUUUUUCCCAAACAUACAAGCAAAAGGUCAAACAAAGCCCAAACACUAACCCAAACAAAAUAGGACUAAAACACAAAACAAACCCAAAUCAAAUUCAAGUCAUAUUCUAACAAUCUCCACCUUGACUUGAAUUCUCUCUCAAAUACCAGAUGUACUAGACGCAACCAAAGUUGCCAGAUGUACCCAGACGCGACCAAAGUUGCCAGAUGUACCAAACGCAACCAAAGUUGCCAGAUGUACCCAGACGCGAUACAUAUCGCCAGACGUAUCCAAAUGCGAUCGAAACCGCCAAACUCAAACGCAAUCAAGAUUGCCAGACAUAUCCAAAUGCGAUUCAUAUCACCAGACCAAACGCGAUGCAAAUCGCCAAACUCAGAUGCAAUCAAAAUUGUCAAAUGUACCAAACUUCUCCAAAUCAGCUGUACCAGAAUCUCCCCUACCUCCAGAUGCCCCUAGCCCUAAGGGCGGUCAACACAUCAAAACAUGCAGCAAGUCCAAUCCAUGUUGGGACUUGCCAUGCAGAACCAGCUUGGUGUUAUUUCCGUCCAUAACACCAACAUCAAAUUUACUUCUAAAUCCAAGCCUGCAACUCCAAAUCGACUUCUCAAUCUUCAUACCGUCCAUAACACCAACAUCAAAUUUACUGCUAACUCCAAGCCUGCAACUCCAAAUCGACUUCUCAAUCUUCAUAUUGAUAGUAGCCAUUCUUACUAUCAAACAAACUCCAGCCAAACUUCUCACCAAACAAGCGAGACCAAAACACAACUACCCAAAGUCAGCUUCAAAGCGAAUCCUCCACCGAACCAAGCUAAAGAAUUGAAAGCAACCUCCACAAAGCAAAACUUCAGUCCAACGUAGGGGUGGGCAACGGGUAACGGGUAUUUGGGUAUAUACCCGUAUCCGUCCCGUUUUUUGAGGGUUACGGGUACCCAUAAUACCCGUAAUAUUAUUAACGGAUGGGACUUGGGAUUGUACAUUACUACAAUGGGUACCCGCGGGUUACCCGCAAAUACCCGUUUGGGUAAUAUGGGUACCCGUUAAACCCGUUCAUUAUACAAAGGCUCAAAGCCUGAAAUAGAAACUGAAAGGCCAAAGCGCACCGCGUAACCAGCGCCCAACAACUCGCCUCGACUCCUCUGAUCUCUCCUCGGGCUGUAUUCUCUUCGAUCGUCGCGCUAAUCAUAAUCUCCGUAGCCCAGCCGUCCUUCCACGAUGUCGCGACAAUAAGAAUUCUCAUUUUUGCAGGUUGCAGGCUUGCAGCUGCCAGCGGGGUCAUCGGAAUUUGAAUUCGAAAUUGGAGCAGAACACCCAACAGCUUGCUAGUUAGACCAUACAGCAGCGUGCCAUUCCCCAAAUUAGUUUUACAGCAACUAUAAUUUUAUAGUUCCAACUUGCAAUUAACUGCAGCAGCUUCUUACUUUCUUAGUUGUUAAUGUUAAGGGUGCUUGGAAUGAUUUAUUCUAUGCCUUGUGGUUGUUCAUGAAUUUGUAGGUUGUAAACCGAGUAUUUGUCGUAUUGUGUGAUUGGGAUGAAUUUUGUAACACGUAUGGAUAUUGUGAUUGUUAAGUAGGGCACAAGUUAAGUUAACUUUUAUUAAAAUUUUAGUGAUUCAAACUUUGGGUAUUUAUGGGUAGUUUGGGUACCCGUUAUCCGUCCCGUACGGGUAAUGGGUACCCGUUUACUUAUAUGGGUUGGGACAUGGAAUGAACUUUGUUCUCCAAAUGGGACUGGGUACCCGUUUCAAACGUACCCGUCCCGCCCCGUUGCCCACCCCUAGUCCAACGCCAAAUUCCCAAAACCGCAACCAAAUGCUCUGAUACCACUUGUCAUAACUAGGCAGCCCAUUAGUACGAUAUUGUCCGCUUUGGGCCAAGCCCACACGAUUUUACUCUUGGGUGUCCUCCCCUAAAGACCUCGUACUAAUUGGGCUAGGUGGACUCUAAUAUACAAGGGUACCUUCCCUUGUAUUACCGAUGUGGUACUUGGAUUGUCCCAUAACAUGUAUAUUUUUCUUUUGAAUUCGGAUCCAUCUUGAAUCAAAUCCCGGUUACGCCACAGCGAACAAGAGAUAUAUCAAUGCACAAUUCAUCCACGACGAUUUGAGUUAUGUACGAGUAAAGUCAAAUCACUGAUUAACCUGAUGGUAACAGAGCAGAAAGCACGAAUGCAGCUUGAAGAAGAAGUGCAGAAGUGCAGCAGCUGAAGAGCAGAAGAAGAACAGGGCAGAAACAUUUCGUUUCUGCCUUCCCCUCCACCUAGCAGCAGUGAUGGUUAAAACGACGACGUGGAGACCUGAACUUACCGUUAGGUGGAGACAAGAAGGCCAAGCAAAUGAAGACACGUGGCGAUGAGAGUUUAUGUUUGUUUAAAUUACAGUUUAACGGACAAAUCAAGUUUUACUGUUUAACCUUCAUUUCCCCUGCUGAACUUUAGUAUAAAUACAAUCAAUUUGAGACCUGAGCACUUUGCGGGUUUCUCUACAAUUAUUGCUCAAAUCUAUGCUGGUAAUCCUAACAAUCCAGUGGGCUAUGUGUUUGGAAGUCCUUAUUAUAUCAAUCCGAGUGAAAAUCUAGGACAAUCUAUAGUCUCAGAAUUGUUAGAUGAACACAAUUAUCAGAUGUGGCAAAGUGCUGUGCGAAUGGUUCUCAAAACCAAGCACAAGAUUGGGUUUAUUGAUGGCAGCUUGCCUAUGCCAGAUCGAACUCAUCCUGAGUUUCUUUUGUGGGAUGCGUCCAAUACCAUGGUGCUGUGUUGGAUUCUGAAUUCAAUUGAGAAGGACAUACGUCGUAGUGUAUUGCAGCAUGAAGUAGCACAAACUCUUUGGGAUGAACUUAAGCAGAGGUUUGGCAGCUGCAAUGCACUGAGACUUGCAAAUUUGAAAGGUGAUAUUGAUCGAUUUAAGCAAGGAAGUCUGAGUGUAACCCAAUACUAUGUGCAUUUGAAAGGGUUAUGGGAGGAAUACCUCCAAUUCAACCCUAUUGUUGAUUGUGACUGUGUGAUAGCUAGAGUUAGACCUUGUGCAGCAGUUGAGGCUUUCAAGGAGAGACAGGAGACUGAAUACCUCAUCAAGUUUCUUCGAGGACUCAGACCUGAGUUUGAUGUGGUGCAAACUCAACUUCUGAUGAUGAAGCCAUUACCCUCUGUGCAAGCAGCUGUGGACGACAUCCUGCAACAUGAACAGAAGCUUAAAUCAGGCAAAGGGCAUUCUAAUCGAAGUGUUCACUCAGUGGCUCUUGCAGCACAAGGUGAAAAGGAGAAGAACACUAGUUCAUUUGAGCCUGGUAAAGGUGGAAAGGAUGGCACAGAGGUGGAAGGCAAGUUCUGCAGAUAUUGUAAGAAGAAUGGUCAUCUGAAGGAGGAGUGCUACAGACUUAAAAACAAAAAAGCCAGAAUGGCAGGAGAGAAUAGCUUUGUUGGUGCUGUCUCUCAGUCUGAUUCAGAGAGCAAAGACUCUGGUUCUACAGGAAGCAAUCUGAGUCUGGAAACCAAAAGCAGUCAAAGCAGUCAGUGGUUUACUAAUGAAGAGCUUAACAAGCUGAAAUCCCUACUUCAGUGUGAUAGCAUGAGUCCUUCACCACCUCUCUCGCCCUCACUCAAGCAUGCUGCAUAUUCUGUCUCUCAACAUUUACCACAGAUCCCCAACUUUUCUGGUAAGUUUGUUCUAUCAUCUCACAAUCAGUAUGGGUUAAUGGGACUUGCUCAAAUCUGGAUAUUGGACACUGGUGCUUCAGAUCAUAUCUGCUGAUUGCUGCACACUUUCUUUGCUGUCUGAUGCUAAACCUACAGUAAAUCAGUUUGUUUAUCUACCUAAUGGUUCUAAAGUGCAAGUGAGUCACAUAGGCACUGUUAGACUACAUCCUGGUUUAUAUCUUCAAAAUGUCCUCUUGGUCCCUAGUUUUACAUUCAACCUCAUCUCAGUUAGUAAACUUACCCAUGACCU